Molecule: messenger RNA, 3243 nt
Organism: Amphimedon queenslandica
Lineage: Eukaryota; Metazoa; Porifera; Demospongiae; Haplosclerida; Niphatidae
Product: DNA (cytosine-5)-methyltransferase 3A-like
Exons: 23
Coding region: 137-3091 (984 amino acids)
Cellular component (GO): nucleus
Molecular function (GO): methyltransferase activity
Source: RefSeq, a predicted model, not a curated record
AAUUAAUGCAACGUGCCUCGUGCAUGUGUAGAGUCGCUUGACUGAGAGAAAAGGGAAAAGCAAGCUCACAAGCCGUCGCCAGGGAGUCUAGAGAUUGCAGAAAGGGUUUUAAAUUCGUUUUUGCAGGAGAGGUCUAAUGGCAGAAGGGCCUGCUAACUGCUCCAUACCUUUGUAUCGGAAGAGGAAAGCUCCAGAUCAUCUAGCUAGUCCUUAUACAGCUGCAAAGCAUCUUGAAUUAUCGCCUAGCCCAGCUCCUGACUCAACCCUUAGUCCUAACCAACCUGUCGAGAAUUAUGUCGAUCCAAUUGAAGAAUUGAAGUCGCUGGAAGAAGACAUGAGCAACUUCCGUCGUUUCAGUGGACGGAGCAAAAAGCAGACCAAUUUCUUUUGUCCCAUUGCACCUGCUAGUUUUCAUAGGAGGCGCAGCAAUAGCGCUACCAAUGCAGCUGUUCGAGCUUUGAAAUUUCCUUCGUCGACAAGCCCAGUGGACUCAGGAGGACCUGCUGGGAUUGCAGCUAGUGAAGAGAAGAAGGAAAGUAUUGACAAUGGAGAGGGUGAGGAUAAAGUGGUCGCUGCUAUGGAGAUAGCCACUGGGGAAGAAGUUGAGAUAAACAAACCACAAAAACCUCAACAGCAGACAGUUCCACAAGAGAUCAAGAAGCUGCCCAUUGGGUCAUUGAUAUGGGGCAAGCUCCCAGGGUAUGAAUGGUGGCCUGGCUGCAUUAUAAGCUUUGACAAGAAGAAGCUGAUUGAAGUAGUGAAAGAUGAAGAUGAUGAUGAUGAGGACACAGAGGAGGACGAAGAAGAGAAAGAGGAAGAUGGGGGUGAGUCUGUUUGGGUCAAGUGGUAUGGUGACAAUCAACUAUCUCAGAUCUCAUUUAAAAAGAUAUUCCCUUUUGGCAGCAACUUUCUGGAAUUUUUCUCUCCCAAUAAAUUAAGGGGACUUUAUAAGAAAGCAGUAGUCAAUUCAUUGAAGGAAGCUGCAAGGCGUUGUUCAAAGGAUAUCGGUUGCACACUUGAUGAAAGGAAGCCAUCUUGGAUAUUUCAUUCCUCUCAGUUUCAAGUCUUCCUUGAUGAAAGAAAAGCACUCAAUAAUUUGACACAAGAGGAGGCAAUUGAAGCAACUCCGGAGAAAAUUGAACAAGGAGAGAAAAGUCCAGUGUAUUCUCCCGAUUCUUCUUUUCCUAAUCUCCAACAAGAAGAGAGCAGCAUCUUCACUCAAAUUGAAUCAGAUCAAGAGUCUGACAGUUCUCCUGCUAAUGGUGUCAAAGAGAAGGGAGGUGGAAGAGGAGCUAAAAAGACCAAGACUGGACAGUUUCUUCUCUCACUGAUGGAAAAGGAUCUCCUCCAGUGGGCACUAACAGGGUUCCUACCUACCGGCCCUGAUGGAUUUCGACCACGUCCAGAGCAUUUGAUUGAUAUUAAGAUGUUUCCUUUUGGUGAGAGUCCUGCCCCUGGUAAUCAGUUCAUAAUUAAAAGGAAUGAGCUGCCAAUGGAGAGGGGGAGAGCAGUAAUUGAUCACGACUAUGACAAGAAACCAGAGAAUAAGUUAGUACUCCUGCAACAGAGAAACAAAGCUCAGUUUGAAUUGAUAAAAUUGGGGCAGCUAGCAAUUGAAAACAUCUGUAUUGCAUGUGGCAGUGUUAAUAUAUCUGCACAGCAUCCUUUGUUUUAUGGUGGGCUCUGUAAGCACUGCAAAGAGACAUUCAUGGAAUGUGCUUAUAUGUUUGACGAAGAUGGGUCACAGAUGUACUGUACUAUAUGCUCAGGUGGCAGUCAAGUCUUCAUGUGUGACACUCCAAACUGUUCAAAAGUUUACUGCAAUCCUUGCAUUGAGAAGCUCUGUGGACCAGAAGAAAGAAUGAAAGUUCAAGAUGCAACAGAGUGGCAGUGCUACAUGUGCUCUGGAGAGAUGAAUGGUCUACUAAGGAAGAGGGAAGACUGGGAUAAGAGACUCCAUGAUCUCUUUGUCACUGACAUUGAGACUGAGUUUGAGCCACCAAAAUUCUUUCCUCCAAUUCCAGCAGAGAUGAGGAAACCAAUGCGAGUGUUGGGUCUGUUUGAUGGAAUAGGAACAGGUUUGUUGGUAUUGAAGGAGCUUGGCAUCAAUGUUGAAGUGUACAUUGCCUCUGAGAUUGAUCCUGAUGCAAUCAAGGUCUCACGUAUAAAGCAUCCAGAGAUUAUUCACGUAGGAGCAAUUGAACAAGUGACAGAGAAAGAGGUAAGGAGUUGGGGUCCUUUUGAUCUUGUGUUUGGCGGUAGCCCUUGCAAUGAUCUCUCAAUAGUCAAUCCAGCAAGAAAAGGAAUUUAUGAUGGAACUGGCAAGUUGUUCUUUGAGUUUUUCCGUAUCCUCAGUUAUGCCAAACCACAGCCACAAGAUGAGAGACCAUUCUUUUGGCUUUACGAGAACGUAGUAUCAAUGAGGGCUCCAGACAAGAAAAUAAUAUCAAGAUUCCUACAGUGUAAUCCUGUUGUUGUUGAUGCUAGAGAUAUUUCUGCUGCUCACAGAGCUCGUUUCUUCUGGGGUAACCUCCCAGGAAUGAAUAGACCAGCUGUUCCUUUACCUGGUGACCGCCUCACAUUGCAAGACUGCUUAGAACCAAACUGCUUUAGGCACGCACAAUUUACUAAGUUGCGUACAAUCACCACAAAAAUGAAUUCAAUCAAGCAAACAAAGAGAGCCAUAUUUCCUGUUCGUGUUUUUAGUGGUGGCAUGUUUGAUAUCACUGGAGAGGGAGAGGAGGAGGAGGGAGACGUCCUUUGGUGCACUGAAAUGGAAAGGUUGUUUGGUUUUCCUGACCAUUAUACAGACGUAGCUAAUCUUGGGCGAUCCGGAAGACAGAAGUUGUUAGGAAAGGCAUGGUCUGUACCAGUAAUAAGGCAUUUACUAUCACCACUGAAGGAUUAUUUCAAGUCUGAUACGACUGGUGUGCCUUCUUCCCUCAAACAGACCCACAUACCCAUUACUCCUGUUUCCAUAACAACAGCUCCUCCUGCUCCGGUUCUGCCAGUCAUUGCCCCGCCCCCUAAGUACCUCAGCCCUGAGCCAGAGACUGUCAUUGUUAUCAUGAAAACCGACGAAAUGGACUAGUCGCCGUAACGCGCCCACUUAUUGCGCUAUAAGAUACUUCUCUCAUUUAUUCCCUUAACCACCAGUACAAUACUUUUUUGUUUAUUUUUGCUUAUCACUUAAUUUGAGUUGACGCCAUUUAUCAAUAUUCAUUUAUCAUUAUUCUCAUUUAA